GAAGUCAGGUGACUGCCGUAUAAAGGGGAAGUAGCCGGCUGCCAGUGUUAUUGUGCCGCUGUCACCUGAUUCUCUCCGGCCCUUCUCUCUCUCUCUCACACCGAGCCGCUACCAUGGCGCUGAGCGAUGCAGACGUGCAGAAGCAGAUCAAGCACAUGAUGGCUUUCAUCGAGCAGGAAGCCAAUGAGAAGGCGGAAGAAAUAGAUGCCAAGGCAGAAGAGGAGUUUAACAUUGAGAAGGGCCGACUGGUGCAGACCCAGAGACUGAAGAUCAUGGAGUAUUAUGAGAAGAAAGAGAAACAGAUCGAGCAACAAAAGAAAAUUCAGAUGUCAAACCUGAUGAACCAAGCCCGUCUGAAGGUGCUGAAAGCUCGCGAUGAUCACAUUUCGGAGUUGCUGAAUGAGGCCAGACAGAGACUCUCUCGGGUAGUGAAGGACACGGCUCGGUACCAGAUGCUGCUGGACGGACUCAUCCUGCAGGGUUUGUUCCAACUCCUGGAGCCCAGGGUGCUGAUACGCUGCCGUAAGCAAGACUUCCCUCUGAUUUCGGCUUCUGUGCAGAAGAGCAUCCCCACUUACAAGGCUGCUACCAAGCAAGGCGUGGAGGUGAUCAUUGAUCAGGAGAACCACCUACCCCCCGAAAUAGCCGGAGGAGUGGAGCUUUAUAACGGCGAUGGGAAAAUCAAAGUGUCAAACACGCUGGAGAGUCGGCUGGACUUGAUCGCUCAGCAGAUGAUGCCAGAAAUCCGAGUCGCUUUAUUUGGGGCCAACACUAACCGAAAGUUUAUGGACUGAGCGCCGGGGGUGGUUGGACGCCGGUCUCACUGCCGUACUCCUGGAGGUGGAACAUAAGCAAAGCCUGAAUCUCUUUGUUUCAUUGUAUGUAACUUUAUAUUGUAGUCAUGCUCUUCCCUUGUAAGAACUAGGCAACAAACCAAUCCCGUUUUGUCUUAUUGGUCAGUAUUGGUGGGAGGCGGGGUCAGCCAGCGGCAGGUUCAAGCUUUUCCCAAUUUGUCAUUAACCACAUCCCUCUGUUUGUAUCUAAAGCGGAACAUAACCCCCCCAGAAUGGAUUCAUGCACAAGUCCUUUUCUGAGCCCUCAUUAUUUAUUUUCUACUUUGUUUGCAUGAUGUUGGCAGUUUUACACCGCCAAUAUCAUGAAUUUGCAACAAAAGCAUCUGCUGUUGAUUCAUCUGGUCUGACAGUUGCCAGGAGGUUGUGUUACUGAUGCAGGAAGCAUCUCCUGGCACAUCUCUGCUCAGUCAGGGAGCUUAAUGUUUGAUUAAAUGGGCCAUAGAACUAAGCUGAGAUGUGCCAGGAGAUGCUUCCUGCAUCAGUAACGCAACCUUCUGCCUCCUGUGAGCAGAUUCAUGGUAUUAGCAGUGUAAAACCUCUAACAUCAUGUAAACUAAAGGGCAAAACAAUGAACCCCCCCCCCCCCCAAGAAACAGAACCUUUCUAGGAACUUCCUGCUGAAAUAGGAAGUCAGACUGAAAGCAGUGACCCUUAGCAACCAAUCAGCAGGUAGAAUUGUCUGGUCACCUGUUUAAAAGCCAACUGCUCAGAUACCUGGGCAUGUAACUAGCCAAUCAUUAGCUCCCGCUCUCUGCCAUGGCAACUUUUUAAAAGGGUGAACUUCCCCUUGAAAUCCCAGAAAUAUAUCUCUGCCGCCCAUAGUAGCCGAUCUGCCCCUUAACCCUUUAUAAACGUAUCACCGGGGCAGAUUGGGAUCUUGUGAUCAUCCCCACUUCCAAGCCUCGGUAGCCGAACUGCCCGUUGGUGGCCCGGGGGCUGAUGGGAUAUUUUUGUUUACAAUAAAUGCUCAGAUCUGGGUAAUAGACUGUAAUUAAAAUCGGUUUUAUUUGUGGGUAAGCGCUGGCUACACCGUGCGCCCCCCCCCCCCCGUGCAGAUCCCGCCUACCGCUGCCUGUUACACGCAUGGCUACUCCCGGUUUUCAAACUUCUGUAUAUGUGGCCCCCCCAGUAACACCAUCAGCCUCGUUAUUCAUUGUCCAAUGUGAUGUUUAUUUAUUACAAUAAAGUUGUGUGGACCCUGCUGCC
Messenger RNA from Xenopus tropicalis (tropical clawed frog), 2060 nucleotides. The record is from RefSeq and is a predicted model, not a curated record. NCBI's taxonomy places the organism in Eukaryota, Metazoa, Chordata, Amphibia, Anura, Pipidae.